UCUUCUAUUUUUUCUUGAGUUUGACGUUUUUCAUUGUUGUGUGUGUGUUUGCUCUGCAGCAAGUAGACGAACUAUUUCACUUUCACAAUUAGAAUUGGUGACAUUAAAUAAUUAUGUAGAUUUAUGUGAAGUGGCAAAAUGUAGACCAAGAAAUUGAGUUUUGUGCAGGAGUGCGCAAUAAAAGGGACACACAUUAAAACGAAGAUCAAAACUUUGUUCUCUAUGCAGUUUGACAAGUGAAUCACUUCUUCUUUAUAUCGAUCCUAUUCUCAGCUUACAAUAGCAAUUUCCCAUCUCGCUUGUAUGGCUGCUGCAAUGAUUUUAGUUCGUGUUUGAGUUUAACAGAACCAAACUUUAGGAUUUCGUUAAUACGCAAUCAUGGAGAUUGUCGGCGAUUACGAAUAUAAUCCCAAGGACCUAAUAGGUCAUGGAGCCUUCGCCGUUGUCUACAAAGGCAGGCACAGCAAGAAACCUAAUUUCGUUGUUGCUAUCAAAAGCAUCACCAAGAAAAGUCUUGCAAAGUCGCAAAAUCUUCUUGGAAAAGAGAUCAAAAUAUUAAAGGAGUUGACGGAGCUGCAUCAUGAGAAUGUUGUUGCUUUAUUAGAUUGUAAGGAGUCACAUCAUAAUGUCUUCCUAGUUAUGGAGUUUUGCAAUGGCGGUGAUCUGGCUGAUUAUCUAGGCUCUAAAGGAACUCUAUCAGAGGAUACAAUUAGAGUAUUUCUCAAGCAAUUAACUGGUGCAAUGAAGGCUUUACACGCUAAAGGAGUAGUCCAUAGAGAUCUUAAGCCGCAAAAUAUUCUCCUCAGUCAUAAUUGUGGAAAAGCUUGUCCUCAGCCUCAUCAAAUAACCCUCAAAAUAGCGGAUUUUGGAUUCGCGAGAUUUCUACAAGAUGGAGUUAUGGCUGCGACUCUUUGUGGUUCUCCGAUGUACAUGGCUCCCGAAGUUAUCAUGUCCUUACAAUACGACGCAAAAGCAGACCUGUGGUCCCUUGGGACAAUUGUUUUCCAAUGUCUCACGGGUAAAGCUCCUUUCCAAGCACACACACCCCAAGCGCUGAAACUUUAUUACGAGAAGAAUGCCAAUUUGGGUCCAAAAAUUCCAGCUGGAACGUCUCCGGAAUUAUCGAAUCUAUUGCUUGGCCUCCUGAGACGAAAUGCAAGAGACCGCAUGUCUUUUGAUGAAUUUUUCAAUCACUCAUUCUUACAAGGACCCCGAGAGAAUCAGAGUCCAGUUCCGGUUGAAUUGCCAGCGUCUCCUGGUAUUUUGCCAGUUCCAGAAAGAGUUGUCCUGAGAUCGGGUCCUGAAACGCAUAGCCCGUGCUCCAGUCCUGAAGAUGACUUUGUUCUUGUGCCCAGUGAUUUGAGUAGUGACGCUGACAACAACCCGAAUCCACAAUUGAUCAACAGAUAUACGAAGCAAAACAGCCGUGAAGCAGUGAGCCCUCCUCGACCUUGUUUUCUACCAAUUUCAGAACCUAUUCCUGUGCCGACACAGAGAAGUGCUGCUCAACCAUCGUCUCCUUCGGCUUCAGGCAGAUCAAGCAACAAUGUCAUCCCUCGAUCUCAACCUAUCAGUAUGAAGUGCAGCGUCGACUCACAUAGAACGCACGCUCCUGAUAUUGGCUCUCUAAGUCCACCUAGUGUGCAAUUUGUCAUUGGCACUCCACCAGGAAGAAGAUUGAGUGAAACACCUCCUCCACCCAACACUUGGCAAGUGAGUCCAGUUGCCAGGCAUUCUCUCAAUUCCACUGGAACAUCGCCACUGAGACGAUCAUCUGGAAAUAACAGCGCCUCAUCGCCACUUCUCACUGGACCUUUAGCAGUGUUAGGUUCCCCCACUGCGAAGACUCUUCAGGAUAACAACAACACUUUACGACAUUCGCCAGUCAUACCUUUUGGAACCAGAGCAGUCACGUUGCCAGAAAUUUCAGAGGCAGGCAAUUUUCAGAGCUUCUUUCCUGAGCUUAAUCAAGGAACGACAGAUGAUAGGCUGCUGACGUUCUUUGCUCCGGAAUUGCCGGAGGAAACUCUACUUGAAAGGGAUCACAAUGAAAUACUGGCAAAGCUUAAUUUCGUCGUAGCCCUGUGUGAAUGUGUCUGCGAAGUUGCGCGAACUAGAGCUGGUCCUUUGGGAGCGCCUUUGGGUGCUAUUGAACAAGCGAGCAAUGCCGCUACUCGAAGAAGAGCUGAGCAAGUUAUUCUUUUAGUUAGAGCUCUUCAGUGGCUCAGUUCUGGAUUGAGUCUCGCGACACAACAGCUCAAAGCAGGCAGAUUGCAACCAACGGCCAGCGUUAAAGAAGUUGUCAGUACAAUGAAUGAUAAGUUCAGAUCGUGUUUGGCUGAGUGUAAACAAUUGAACAGUGCUGGUAUUUUGCGUCAAACUGGAGCAACUGCAGACAAAAUACUCUAUAAUCACGCUAUUCAAAUGUGCCAAUCGGCAGCAUUGGACGAAUUAUUCGGAAAUCCUGCCGAAUGUUUUCAGAGAUAUCAUACCGCGCAAAUAUUAUUACAUUCUCUGUCACAACACGUUAGUCAUAGCCAAGACCGAGCACUUCUCAUCAAAUAUAAAGAUGCUGUCGAGAAACGAUUAUACGUUUUACAGCAGCAAGGUUUCAUUUACGCAACUGAUCCAACGUAGCACAAGUGCAAGUCCACAUGAUGCAGUGUUCUUUCCAGACCCUAUGAAAAUCUUUUACCUUAUAAGAAAUUACUUGUAAGUGAAAAAGAAUUUUUAAACAAUUGAUUAUUAUUUUUAAAUUAUUUCAUCUGACGCGAUGAGUCAAGAAAUGACCUAAAUUAUUUGUUGUUUUUUUUUUAAAUAUAAUAGAUGCGCUAUUUUUAAUUUAACAUUGAAUGUUAUGUACAAUGGAGAAUACUGAAAUUUUUGCAUAUUUUUAACAAAAUAUUAUGAGAAUAAUUUCGUUUGUUUAAUACAUUUGGAGUAGUAAAUAUUUGUAAAUCAAUUAAUUAUUAUUUAUUCAGUCUGGCUUGUAUGAUUAUAAAGAAUUAAUUAUUGUUACCUAUCUGUAAGUACCUGUAUACUGUAAUGUACUCGUGAUGCAACGAGACUGACCUUUAUUUUAUUUCCCAUUAAUGGUAAUGGAAAAAAAAUCCCGGUUAACAAGGCUGGAAUAUAAUGUAAUAAAAAAAAUUAAUUCCAUUUAAUAAGGAAAAUUCCUUCUUCUUUUUAAUUUUUUGCACAUAGAAAAUAAAAAAGUAGUGUCGAAAUAGACAAGACAAGGUUUUUAAGGGAUUAAUUUUGAUUUUUAGUUUUUUGGUAAAUCUUUUCUUCUUUUAUUUUUAUGUCCAUGUUAGACUAUUUUAUUCUGUAUAAAGAAAUUAGAUUGCACUAUUUUGCUUCUAAAUCUUAAAAAUAUUAAAUAACACUUUUAAAAUAAAAAAUUGUACAUGUCAUAAUUAUAAUAAAUGAAUCACUUGAAAUUAUGAAAAGUCCGAAAUUUCCCUUUAGGGGAUUUAAAAAAUUUUCUAUUUCAAGUUUUACUUAACGAAACUUUUCGACAUUAAAAAAUAUUCCAAACUUAUUCCAGAAAAAGAAGAUAAAGUUUUUUAUAAUUUUGAAAAGAAAGGGAAUUUUCCAAAUAGAAUAGAUAACAUUUUCAAGAAUAUCAGAUAGUUUUAAUUUUUUUUAAGUCUUCUUACUGGGUACGUAUACUAACGCGAAAUUUAUCUAGGAGAGAAACUCAUUGUUUAUUAAAAGCGUGCAAUGUAAAAUCUCCAAACAAUGUGUUAACAAAAGUGUAGAAUGUAAAACAACAUUUACGCAACAAUAAAACAAUAAUUAUAAAAACAA
This is a messenger RNA of Leptopilina heterotoma, 3810 nucleotides long. RefSeq names its product serine/threonine-protein kinase unc-51 (gene Atg1). NCBI's taxonomy places the organism in Eukaryota, Metazoa, Arthropoda, Insecta, Hymenoptera, Figitidae. Gene Ontology annotation, biological process: autophagy; autophagosome organization; peptidyl-serine phosphorylation. Gene Ontology annotation, cellular component: autophagosome; cytoplasm. Gene Ontology annotation, molecular function: protein serine/threonine kinase activity; ATP binding. The transcript has 13 exons. The record is from RefSeq and is a predicted model, not a curated record. The coding region runs from base 379 to 2637 and encodes 752 amino acids.